Messenger RNA from Octodon degus (degu), 1866 nucleotides. RefSeq names its product cAMP responsive element binding protein 3 like 3 (gene Creb3l3). Gene Ontology annotation, cellular component: nucleus. The record is from RefSeq and is a predicted model, not a curated record. Gene Ontology annotation, molecular function: DNA-binding transcription factor activity, RNA polymerase II-specific; RNA polymerase II cis-regulatory region sequence-specific DNA binding. Lineage: Eukaryota; Metazoa; Chordata; Mammalia; Rodentia; Octodontidae. The coding region runs from base 113 to 1588 and encodes 491 amino acids. Gene Ontology annotation, biological process: regulation of transcription by RNA polymerase II. The transcript has 11 exons.
CCCAACAGCACCAAACUGAGGACCAAGGACCUUUAACACACGAGCCUUUGAGGACAUUCACGGUCCAAACUGUAGCAAGUGUAAGACAGAUCCAAAGCACAUGUAGGACCUGAUGAGUCCUGACAGGACCCCGGCGGUGACCCUGGACUCUGUGGAACCCAACAUCCGGUGGCACUGGAGAGCAACAGUCCCCGGUUUUGCAGCUGCAGAGGCGGGGCCUGAGGGCCUCACACCAGUCUCCUUGCCCCAGAUGGCGUCGCCCGCCUGUACCCUGGGUCCCAUUGACAGCCUGGAGCUCCUGGACCUUCUUUUUGACCGGCAGGACGGCAUCCUGCGACACGUGGAGCUGCCCGAAGGUUGGGGUCCUGCGACCGAGGACCAGCAGCCACUGCCGGGCUCUGACUCCGACGACUUCCUGAGCUCCAUCCUGGGCCCCAGUGACUCAGCCUCCAGCUCCCCGACCUGGUCCACUGCAGCCAGCGACAGCGGCAUCUCUGACGAUCUGCCCUCCGACCCCCAGGACAGCCCUCCACACGGUGGGGCACCGGGCACCAGCCCGGCCAGCUGCCACCCAGCAGAAGCCUGCUGUCCCUCCUACGUCCCCGGCCCUUCAGACCCUGCCAGGCCCCCCAGGACACAGGUGCCCGAGGCCUCUGUGGCCAUAGACCUGGCAGACAUGUGGAGUGAAGGAGGCCUCUACCCUGAGCAGCAUGCCGGCUCGCCCUCCCGCUUCAACCUGACCGUGAAAGAGCUCCUGCUGGCCGGUGGCAGUGGGGACCCGCAGCACCUGACCACCACCUACCUCCUGCGACCUGGGAACGGCCACUGCCAGGAGCUGGUGCUGACUGAGGAUGAGAAGAAGCUGCUGGCCAAGGAGGGGGUCACCCUGCCCACCCAGUUGCCCCUCACCAAGUAUGAGGAACGCGUGCUGAAAAAGAUCCGCCGGAAAAUCCGCAACAAACAAUCGGCUCAAGAAAGUAGGAAGAAGAAGAAGGAAUAUAUUGAUGGCCUGGAGACCCGGAUGUCAGCCUGUACUGCCCAGAACCAGGAGCUGCAGAGGAAGGUCCUGCACCUGGAGAAGCAGAACCUGUCCCUCGUGGAGCAGCUGAAGAAGCUGCAGGCCCUCGUGGUGCAGUCCACCAGCAAGUCUGCCCAGACGGGGACCUGCAUUGCCGUGCUGCUGCUGUCAUUUGCCCUCAUCAUCCUCCCCUCCAUUAGCCCCUUUGCCUUCAACAAGGCCGAGAGCCCUGGGGACUUCGUACCAGUCCGGGUUUUCUCCAGGACACUGCACAAUGACGCAGCUUUGCGUGUGGCCCCUGGGGACCUUGCCUCAGGUCCCGACAGCCCAGGCUCCCAGCCAGACACCACAUUGCAGCAAGGGUCCCCAAGCAGCCUGGGCGCAGACUGGGGGGCCUUCCUGGAGAAGCCGGAGCUGGGCAGUGCUAAGGAGGAGCUGGACAACUCGAGCCUGGCCCUGAGCAACGCCACAGGGGAGCUGGGCUGGGCCACUGUGCUGAGCUGGGUGGCUCCAGCCUGGGUGCUGAGUCCCGGGUUCACGGGGCUGGAGGUGGCAGGUGAGGAGCUAUGAGCACCCAUGGGCCCUGCCGUGGACAGCAGCAGCCCAGGAUGCAUAAGGCCCGAGAGUCCCCAGGGACCCUCAGGUUCACGACUGCACUCAGGACUGGUGGCCUCUGAAAACAGACCUCAGAAGAUGAAGUCUGACAAGCACCCCCAGGAAGGCCCCUCAUGCCCCCCCGGGGCUUCCUGGUUCCCCAGCACCCCAAGAACCUCUGGACAUUGGUGUGGCCACUGCCAUGAGCACCCCCUUUUUCUAAGACUUUGUAAGCUUGAAUAAAGUAUUUUGAC